AUGGCCCCGCCCGCGAGCCAGUCCGCACGCAAAAAACAGCCCCCACAGACACCGUCGAGGGUCAUCACGGACUACUUUUCCCGCUCCAGCAUCCCCCCCGACUCGGACAACCCCCAGUCGUCUCCGCCCGCGCCCCAGCACCAAAUCCGCGCCCACCCGCGCCCGUCGCGCCGCGCUCGUGAAGCCAGCGCGAACAACAUACCCGCUCCCGCGUCCAAGCGGCGCGUGCCACCUGGCCGCGCCGUCACCCCGCCGCGCGCGCAGGCGUCCUCGCAUAUGCCCAAGGACAACCUGUCGCCCGUCCGCGCCCCUGCGCCCCGCGUCGACGGCGUCGAGCACCGCUCCCCACGCAAAGGCACCCAUGUCCGCGUCCUUGCUGCUCAGUCCACCUUCGCUCCGCCCCAGCCCUUCGACGUUCCCGCACGGCUCACGCGCGCGUCGCUUCUCAAGGGCCCCAUCGCAUCCGCGUCUGCCCCAUCGCGUCCAGAGCUGAGUCAGACGCGCGAUGGGAGCCCGCGCCGCCCGCAGAUGAUCACCCUCUCCAAGCGCAAACGCGACGAGGACGAGGACGAGGACGAGGGCGUUCCUGCCGUCCUGCCUGCCUCCUCUCCCUUAUCCUCCUCCCCGCCCGCCCUGCCGCCCUCCUCUCCGCGCCUCCCCUCCUCGGCACUCCCUACCCCCACCACCCCCAACGCACCCACCAUCCCCAUCCUCCCGCCCUCGCCCACCCCCGAUCGUCGCUCAUCCCGUAAACGCCCGCGCCUCUCCCCGCCCACCCCGUCUCCCCGCAAGCUCUCCCCCCACCUCCACACAGCCGCCGAUGCCCCACCGCCGAACCACAACGACGGCGCAGACGACGACGACGAGCUCGUCCCAAGCAGCCAGAGCGACGAGCACGAGCUCUGCCUCCCCAAGGAUCUCCGCCGCGACCCGCGCGCUGUCCAUGAGACCAUCGAGUCCUGGCGCCGCACGAGCGCCGCGCCGUCUGCCUCUUCGCCUGCGCGCCUGCCCGCUCUGGACUUCAGCCCCACCACGAUGGACGUCGACGGCCCCGCAUCCCCGAUGCCCCUCGCCUUUGAGCUCUCUGUGGCCCAGGCUGGCUCAGAGCUCGACCCGCGCUCGUCCUCUCUCUCUCCGCCGUCCUCGCCCGCGCCCUCGCCCUCCCGCGGCGCCUCCCUCCCGCACCCCUCCUCCGCAGAAGUCAGCGCCCUCCUCCGCACCGCGCCCCUCCCCCCCUCCUCCUACACCACCCCCUCCCCGCUCCCCCACACGCUCCUCCUCUCCCCGGCCCCGGCUCCGGUUCCGGCUCCCCCCUCGCCCUCGCCCCCGCCCCCGACCGCCGCACUGCGCCCCACGACCCCCGUCCCGCUCGACUCCAAGGCCAAGACCGCCCAGAUCAUCGCGCAGCUCCGCGCAGACGCCACCCGCGCCGCGCACACCGCGCCGUCGCCCGACGCCACCCGCACCGCCCUCGCCGCCCUCGACGCCGCCAGCCUCAGCAGCGACUCGAGCGCCUCGGACGACGAGCUCUUCGUCCGCCGCACUAACAUCCCAAAAAGCCCAAGCAAGCAGGCCGCGUCGCGCGCCACCGCACGCUCCCGAGCCCAGCGUGCGCCGAGCUCCCCGCUCACGACCCCGCGCUCCCCCUCCCUCAGCCCGUCCCCUGACCCGAGCGGUGCCCCCGCACGCAAACAAAACACCCGCCGCGGCCCCGCCCCUGCAGCGUCCUCGCCCUCCAAGCCCGCCCGCCCGACGCGCGCGCGGCGUGCGCCCCCCGCUCCCGCCGACGCCUACGACAAUAAUAACGCUAAGGGAAAGAGGAAGGGCAAGCAGGGCGCGGACCCGCUCGAGGCGCUGUUGCGCGAGAAGCGGAGCCUGGAUAGGGCCGGGCGCGGGAUGGACGCGCUGCGGCGCGCGGAGGUGGCCGAUCUUGGCGGCGCGCGCGGCGGGCUCGGCAGCGAGGACGAGGACGAGGACAAUGAGGGGGUGGUGGGAGGACUGAAGGAGGACGAUGACGAGGAGCGGGUGUUGCGGGACGAGGAGGCGGCUGCGCGCGCGGCGCGCCGCGGGGAGGCGAUGCGCGUGGGUGGGUGGGCGGAGGGCGCGCGGAGGGACGACGGGGGCGGGGGCGCGGACGGAGAGGAGGAGUUCGACGUGGAGGAGGUGGUCGCGGCGGAGGAGCGGGAGCGGCUGCUUGGAGAGAAGGAGGGCAAGGCCGUCGGGAGCAUCUUGGAUGCGGACCGGAUCGGGGGCGCGAAGCGCGCGCGGGUCGUUGGCGUGCAGGUGUGGGGCGUGGAUGGAGAGGAGGAGAUGGAGAUGGAGAUGGAGGGAGAGGAGGGAGAGGGAGUGGCCGAGGAGUGGCCGGAGUGGCUGUUGGAGGAGGCCGGCGAGGGUGAGAGGCCACGCAUGGUGGAGAUGCUGAGCGCGGCCGUUGCGCGGCGGGACGCCGCUCGCAUCAAGUUCAUGUUCGACGCCGGGCUCCUGCACACCCUCGACCUGUCGACGUACCCCUCCAUACUGGCCUGGACAUGCAAACUCGCCCUAUCCACCCGCAGCACGCCGCUCUGCCAGUCCGCGUUCCACUUCCUCCGCCACUCGUCUGCUCCUCGUCCUGAGGCGGCAGCGUCGCUCACGCACCUCAUCGUAGACACGCUCAGACGACUUGGCAUGCAACCCGCACUACUGCGCUACAUCUCCAGCGACACCGCGCCAGACGCGCCAAAUGUGUCGCGCAGCCGACGCGUGCGCGAUGCCGACCGCGCCGAGGUCCUGUAUCGCCUCGUCGUGCUCGUCACGGCCUUUGCACGGAACGGAUGGCUGCGCGCCGAGGACGUGCCGGCGGCCGCUAUGGCGCUGCUCCUCGUCGGCGCGGACCGCGCCGCGUCGCACGCAUCCCGGCGCGACGUCAUCGUCGCGCUCCAAGCCGUCUGCGCGCGCCUCCCCGCCGAGCUGCCCGACGACGACGACGGCCCCCCCACCACCCUCGAGUCCGCGCUCGCGGCGCGCGUGCUCGAGUAUGCGGCGGCGGAGCACGUCGGCACGCAGGCGCUCUUGCUGUCGCUGUUCGCGGGCAUGUCGUCGCACGCAACUCACGCAUACUCCCGUCCAUCACCAUCAUCACCACCAUCGUCACCACCACCGCCACCACCCCCGCGGACUCCGCCUCACGCACAGGACCCUUACACGGCGCUCCCGUCGCUCGACCCGCUCGUCGACGCGCUCUCGGACACGCGCGGGCCCUUCGAGGCGGGCGAGGCGACGGACUACGACGAGCUCGGCGCGCGCGUUGCGGUGCUCGGUGUUGCACUCACUGGCGUGGACGGGUACGUCGCGCAGGAGCUCGCGCGGCAGCGCGAGACGCGCUUCGCGGCACUCGAGGAGGACGGCGCCGAAGCGGGCGCGGGGACGGGGACGGGGAUGGGGAUGGGCCGCGAGCCGGCGCCGCUGGAGCUGGUGAAGAACCGGCUGGACGUGCUGCAUGCGCGCAUCGUCGACACGCGUGCGGCGCAUCUCGAUCGGUCGCAGACGAAGGGCGCGCUACAGCGCCUCGCGAUGCGCGUACACUACCAGCGGGACGCGAUCCUGAAGGGCGGGCCGCGCAAGCUGAUGGACUACUGGACGUAG
Heterobasidion irregulare TC 32-1 is the source of this 3624-nucleotide messenger RNA. RefSeq lists its product as uncharacterized. Bases 1 to 3624 code for a protein of 1207 amino acids. The transcript has 8 exons. The record is from RefSeq and is a predicted model, not a curated record. Lineage: Eukaryota; Fungi; Basidiomycota; Agaricomycetes; Russulales; Bondarzewiaceae.